AUGUCAAGUGGGCAGGUAACAGUUAACUUCUCCACGAGUGGGAAAAAAAGAUGUUGAACUAAACAGAGUUGGGGGGAAACAAAGCUGGAUUUCCUGAGCACUUUCAAACUGCAUCGACGGGAUUAUUUCUUGGAAGCAAAAGGAGAAAGUAAAAUAUGUAGGAGCUGUGCGUAAAAAUCCACAAGAUUCCUGUGAGGGGUUGAUCGGAGGGGAGGAUUGUGCCAAAGUGCGACUUGAGGAGCAGCUUAUUCAUGCAAAUUCAUAAAAUCAUAGGCGUGCCUUUGGGCGAUGGAGUCACAGCCGGAAAAACAAACCCCCUCCUGGAUCAUCAGAGAGCUUCAAAGACCGUGAUGCGCAGCGUUAGGACGCAUUGACAGUGUCACCGGGGCAAAUGUUUUAAAAGCAGCGAAAAAAAGAAGAGAAAGUUAGGUCUCGUUUUCUACACGCUUGUUGACUGGCUGCCCUUCUUCCUCAACACAACCACCAGCUCGACUGCUGCGCCACCGGAUCUCCAACCACAGGCUUACUUUACUGCGCAAACUGUUAGGCACCGCUGCAACUCUCAGUAUUUGCCUUGGGUUAUUCAUAUUUCUCUUCUUCUAUGUGUUUACAGUCAAUUCGGACGACUUCAGAUGCUAAGAAUCCUGAUGCGGAUGAAGUUGCAGUCACCCUACGAUAAAGAAUUUGUGCGCAAAGACGCCAUCACUGAUUUGCUCCUAUUUUGAGAAAGCUCUUUAAUUUUUGUAUUUUAUUUGGUUGGAAUCGCUGAGGACUCCCCUCCCCCUUCACCAUGUCAGAAGACGACAGUAGCUCCACCACCAGCAACAUGUCUGACACCGAAGGCAGCAACGUUAGCGUCCUCCACUGGGAGCAAGUGCAGCGGCUGGACGCCAUCCUGACGGAGACCAUCCCGAUCCACGGCCGGGGGAACUUCCCCACUCUGGAGAUGCAGCCGCGGCAGAUCGUGAAAGUGGUGCGGAGUCGGAUGGAGGAGAAGCAGAUCCACGUCCGGGACGUUCGGUUAAACGGCUCUGCAGCCAGCCACAUCCUGCACGGGGAUAGCGGACUUGGCUAUAAGGACCUAGACCUCAUAUUUUGCUCAGAUAUGAAAGGUGAAAGUGAUUUCCAGACUGUGAAGGACAUAGUUUUGGACUGUCUCCUGGAUUUUUUACCCGACUGUGUGAAUAAAGAGAAAAUAAGCCCGUUAACGUUAAAGGAAGCCUAUGUGCAGAAGAUGGUGAAGGUGUGUAAUGACUCAGACCGCUGGAGUCUCAUCUCCCUCUCCAACAACCGGGGAAAGAAUGUGGAGCUGAAGUUUGUGGACUCUCUUCGGCGGCAGUUUGAGUUCAGCGUGGACUCCUUUCAGAUCAAACUGGACUCCCUGCUGCUGUUCUACGAGUGCUCCGAGAACCCAAUGACCGAGACCUUCCACCCCACCGUCAUGGGCGAGAGUGUGUACGGCGACUUCAGCGAGGCCCUGGACCACCUACGUCACAAGUUCAUCUGCACCCGGAACCCGGAGGAGAUCCGAGGCGGGGGUCUGCUCAAGUACUGUCACCUGCUGGUGAGGGGUUUCCGUGCCGCCUCCGAGUCCGAGAUGAAAUCUCUGCAGCGCUACAUGUGCUCACGCUUCUUCAUUGACUUCUCGGACAUUGGCGAGCAGCAGCGUAAGCUGGAGUCCUAUCUUCAAAACCACUUUGUAGGCCUGGAGGACCGCAAGUACGACUACCUGAUGACCCUCCACGGAGUGGUCAACGAGAGCACAGUGUGCCUGAUGGGACACGAGAGGCGGCAGACCUUAGGCCUCAUAGCCAUGCUGGCGGUGCGUGUUCUCGCCGAGCAGAACGUCAUCCCCAACGUGGCUAAUGUUACCUGUUACUACCAACCUGCUCCUUAUGUGGCAGAUGGCAACUUCAGUAACUACUACAUAGCCCAGGUUCAGCCGGUGUUUGCUUGCCAGCAGCAUGCGUACUCCACCUGGCUGCCCUGUAACUGAGUCAGCCCUGAGGAAAGGUGGAGGGAGAGAGUCUGAGCUGUUUAAACAGGAAUGAGCAGCAUACUCGCCGCCUCAAACCUGCCCAGUGUUUGACAGCUGCCAGAAAAAAAAGGAGUCUUCUUUUUUAAUGUUUUGCAUCAAAGCUUGCGUUUUUGUUCAUAAAUUGAGUAUGAACGGUUGGCUUUCACCUCGAGUACUUAUUUCAAUGUGAAUAUCUCACAUUUUCUGAUUUUUAAAAUGCCAACGUCAACUGAUCCUGCCCAGACCAACCAGGUUUGGAAAAGACUCAUUUGGGUAGCUUGGCAAUCAGAGCUAAUUGCAAAUGUGUGAUGGCCUUUGAAUGCGUGCAGCACAACUGUCAUCCAAACUGCGCGAGACUGAUUGAAUCUGUCAAGAACUGAUUAGCCAGCACGUUCCAACGGCAGAGCAAACAAACGGCUGCAUCAGGGCCCUGACAGCUACUACUACUACACACACACACACACACACACACACACACACCUAGACUCUGCUGUAUGUCAGCUUAACUGAGGCAAGAUGCUGUUAAAUUAGUUUGGAUAACAAACUGGCAUCUCCGCCAUGCAUUUGGAUAUAAUUAUGGUUGUUUACACACCAAAGAUUUUUUGGGGAUUGUUUCUAACAUUAAAACCCUAUUUUGAUUGGGUGGUAAAUAAACAAAACAUGAAGCUAUGUCUAUUUGUAUAUGUGAACAUAUGUGUGUUUAUAAGUGCCUAUAAAAGAAUGAUUUUUGUGGAUUAGCCCCACUGUGUUUAUAGUCAGGCACACAAGACAAUAGCACCCCAGAGGCUUGUGAAUGUAUAUGUGAAAUCAUGCAGUCACUGUUUGUAUUUUUGGACGAAAAAGAGCACUAUGCAUUAGUGUGGAUUUUGCAGUAAAGUAGCAUUCAAAUGUGUGAUCGACGGAUUGCUGCAAGAUUCACAUUUUUGUUGCGUGAGCAUUUGGAAACUAUAUUCUAUCUUCUCUGAGGGACGAACCAAACACGCUGUAUUAGGGCUGGGUAUCGCCAAUGAUUUCCAGAAUCGAUUCGAUUCCGAUUCACAGCGUACAUUUUCGAUUGAAUAUUAAUCAGAUUGGGGGGGGUUUUCUUUUACAAUUUCUGUUACCAAUUUUGCUUGGAUAUAAAAUAGAUUCUCACAGAAUAAUAUAAAGGGGGGGGGGGGCAAUUCACCACAUCCAUGGUGAAAAGGCAUACAAAUAAAUUUGGGAUUUUAUUUUUCAAUAUCAGAUCGCUCAAACCAAAAUUGAUUUUAAUUGGAGAAUCGAUUCUUUGAACCCAACCCUAUGCUGUAUGGCAUGCCCCAAAUGAAUACAGGAAAUUGCACGUGUUAUGAGAAAGGAUGACAAGCCUUUUUUAAAUCUUCAGCAACAAGGAAAACGUUUACUCGCACACAAUUUUCUGUAUAUUUUGUACGGUGGUGCUUCUCUUUUUCUCAUCUGAGAAAAAAACAACUAUUUCUCAAGAACUAUAUAAGAGAGAGAGAGCGAGCGAGAGCGAGAGAGAGGAAAGCCUGCAGAAGGCUAUUUGCAGAGACAGCUCAGAUGAUGAGACACUAUUUGCUGUAGCACCCUGGCAGGGAAUUCCUCAGCUGCUGCUGAAGAGCUUGAACUUAGAUGGGGUUGGGUCUGCAGCCGCUCUGUUCAGAGUUCAGAAAAUGUUGUGCCAAACAUUUCAUUGGCCCCGCUCAUAGCCCUAAAGUAGAAUAGGGGCCAUAUGUUGACGUAGGAAAACAUGCUGUGUUGAUAUAGAAGAUGGGGAGAUAGACAGUAGAGGGAGAAAAAGGGAGCGGAAGGAAAAGGUAGUGGUUACAAGGCAGGAGGGAGAGUGUGUCGUCGGCCUGGAGAGAUGGGUGCAGCUGGUGAUGGGGUUCAUCCCUCUAGGGCUACCACCACCACGCGUUACUGUACAAAUGGUCUCUGUUAGGGUCAGACUACAACCGACCGGGCAGUUCUGCAGCUCUCCCCUUUUUUCAGGAAGAUCAAUCGUUCUGUUAUCAGCAUUUGCUCUCGUUUUUAAUCAGGAGUGUUGCAUCAAAAACAAGAGUGGAAAUUGAAGAAAAAUUGCAUACAUUCACACCAGCUUCAGGAGACUUUAAGUAACCUACGUUUCAUUUGUGAGGUUGCUUUAAAUGAUGCUUAGUCAUGUUUGUUUUUUUUAUGAUUCAUUCCACACCAUUUUAAAGAACUGUGUACAUAUAUUAUUACAUGCUUCAGCUUUUGCCAACUCACUUACUCCUUGCAAACUAUACUGCAGCCUUUCCUUUUGAAAAAAAAAUAUGAAUGGUUACAUUACAAGCAUUAUUUUAGGCCCAGAAGACUAGCAUCCACGUAACACUGCGUUGAAAAAAAGACACGUUCUCUGGCUGAAAAAUCAUUUCUUUCUCAUCCUGAUUCUGAUAAUCCCCUCUUGGUUGUUUUAUUUUCUCAGUGAUUGUCCACGUCGAUAGUAUCCUUUUGGAUUGUGCAGACAAUGUAUUGUCAUUUUAUACUCAGUGAAGUCCUAACAGCUGACUUAGUCUGCCUGUCAGUUAGUGCUCGUGCCUGUCAUUUAGAGGUUUGGGUUACUGCAUUGUCUUGUAUGCGUCGUCUCAAAUAUCUGUUUCUGUUCAUGCAGUCUUUUACAAAUCACACUUUGAAAAAAAAAAAAAGAUCCUUGUCUUGUAUGUAUAUUUUUUAAUGAUUGUUAUUUUUAUAAAUGUAUCAGACACUGCGGGUGUUGCAGUGCUUUUGAAUCUGUGAUUGGGCUUCAAAGGAUAUGUUCUCAAUAGCUUUUUUGCUAUGUUAUGUCAUGUGUC
Molecule: messenger RNA, 4809 nt
Organism: Perca flavescens (yellow perch)
Lineage: Eukaryota; Metazoa; Chordata; Actinopteri; Perciformes; Percidae
Gene: tent5aa
Product: terminal nucleotidyltransferase 5Aa
Exons: 2
Coding region: 791-1996 (401 amino acids)
Biological process (GO): mRNA stabilization
Molecular function (GO): poly(A) RNA polymerase activity; RNA binding
Source: RefSeq, a predicted model, not a curated record